Silurus meridionalis is the source of this 3918-nucleotide messenger RNA. It is a transcript of the gene mindy2, whose product is annotated as MINDY lysine 48 deubiquitinase 2. The record is from RefSeq and is a predicted model, not a curated record. NCBI's taxonomy places the organism in Eukaryota, Metazoa, Chordata, Actinopteri, Siluriformes, Siluridae. The transcript is spliced from 9 exons. Gene Ontology annotation, molecular function: K48-linked deubiquitinase activity; cysteine-type carboxypeptidase activity; cysteine-type deubiquitinase activity. Gene Ontology annotation, biological process: protein K48-linked deubiquitination. Bases 362 to 2212 code for a protein of 616 amino acids. Gene Ontology annotation, cellular component: cytosol; cell periphery.
AGUUUUGAGGUUUGGGACGGUUUUAUUUUUUUGUCAAUAUUUCGGUAUUUAUCGGUUUAGAAGUAAAUACAAAAAAACUACAACAAUAACAGUGGCAUCCGAAAUCUAGUGUUUCCUGCUAUCAAGGGUCCAAAGCUAGGGUGCGAGUGUACAGGAAAGGCGGAGGAGCGGAUCGGGACGCGGCCCAGAGCGAAUUAUUCGGAGUCUCCAAAACGGUGACGUCAGAGGCGUAGACGUCGUCGUCGUCAUGGCGUCGUCGGCGCUGCUGAGAUCGGAGCUGUGUUUUUAGUUGGAAAAGAGGAGAAGAAGAAGAACAAGAAGAAGCAGAAGGAGAAGAAAAACGGUGCUGCGGUCGGUCGAGAUGGAGAGAAAUGCGAACGUGCACCGGGACGCCGCGGCCGGAAACAGCGAGACCGCAGGACUGUCGGUCAGCAGUUUGGGUCCGAGUUGCACAACAAGCUCCACCACCAUCUCCACCACCACCACCAUCUCCACCACUCCUCCUCUUAGUGUUAGUGCUAAUGCUAGCACGAACGUCUCCGAGUCGAUGGAAGCGGAAAACGGGAAGCUCGUGCUUCCCGGCGAGGAACCGGAGCAGGAACCGGGCCACGGCGCAUGCGAACACGCAGCCGGAAACAACAGUGACGCUCCAAAACCCACGUUAGAAACCAAGCCGAACAAACAGGAGCCCUCUACAGGGUCUCCAGGUGCUCCAGCGGAUGUUCCUGAGCAGGAGGUCCAGGAGAGGAGCAGUGUGUGUGCUGAGAACAUUGCACCCAAGGCCAAGUCCGAGUCUAAUGAAGGCACCUUGUCUCAGGGGCUGCCCAGCCUGGACUCCCUGGAGUCUUUCUCUAAUCUCAACUCCUCCUGCCCGAGUUCCGAGCAGGUCAGCGAGGGUCUGGAGGAGCAGGAGCAGGUGAAGGAACCGGGGGUGGUCCCUUCUCAGGGCCAACAUGGGGCAGAAGGGAGCAAAGCUCAGAUCUGUAAAGAGCGAGGUGUUGGUGGUGUUGGUGGUGCAGGUCAGUCCAUCUACCACAUCAAAUGGAUCAGGUGGAAGGAGGAGAACACGCCUAUCAUCACCCAGAAUGAGAACGGGCCGUGUCCUCUGCUGGCUAUUAUGAAUGUGCUUCUGUUGGCCUGGAAGGUCAAGUUGCCGCCGAUGAUGGAGAUCAUAACAGCGGAGCAGCUGAUGGAGUAUCUGGGAGACUACAUCCUCGAUGCCAAACCGAAAGAGAUCUCCGAGGUUCAGCGUUUGAACUACGAGCAGAACAUGAGUGAUGCCAUGGCAGUCCUCCACAAGCUACAAACGGGUUUGGACGUAAACGUGAAGUUCACAGGUGUUGGGGUGUUCGAAUACACCCCCGAGUGCAUCGUCUUCGACCUUCUCGACAUCCCGCUGUACCACGGCUGGCUGGUGGAACCUCAGAUGAGUGAUAUAGUGAAGGCUGUGGGGAACUGCAGUUAUAACCAGCUGGUUGAGAAGAUCAUCGGUUAUAAGCAGUCAGAGAACAGCGAGCUGGCUGGAGAAGGCUUCGUAGCGGAGCAGUUCCUCCACAGCACAGCCACACAGCUGACCUACCACGGCCUGUGUGAGCUUACAUCCACCGUGCAGGAGGGGGAGCUGUGUGUGUUCUUCAGGAACAACCACUUCAGUACCAUGACCAAAUUCAAGGGCCAGUUGUACCUACUGGUGACCGAUCAGGGAUUUCUGACUGAGGAGAAGGUGGUGUGGGAGAGUCUACAUAACGUAGACGGAGACGGAAACUUCUGCGAUUCAGAGUUCCGUCUUAGACCCUCUGACCCUGAGAACGUCUACCACGGGCAGCAGGACCAGAUCGACCAGGACUACCUGAUGGCGCUGUCACUGCAGCAGGAGCAGCAGGUGUCAGAUCUUGGUUGGGAGGAGCUCCCUGAGGGCAUCAGUGAUCUAGAGCUAGCGAAGAAGCUACAAGAGGAGGAAGAUCGCAGAGCAUCAGAGUUCUACCAGGAACAGGAGGAGGAGCAGGAGCAGGCUGAAGCACAGGCCGUGCAGGCUCAGGCUCAGGCAGCAGGUGGCCCCGUGGCUGAAGCAGCGAUCGCAGCCCCUGCAGCAGGAGGAGGAGGAGGAACAUCAGCGACAGCAUCGUGUCGGAGUCCAGGGAAGCACAGUUCCAGCACGGAGCGCAAAGCCAAGAAAGAGCUGAAGGAAAAGGAGAAGUGUGUGAUCCUGUAAACGGCGCCGGAACCCGCACACUGUCUCGUCGUUACACACUGACUGCAGAAGCUGCACUCGGAGUGAGAGAGCGCGCAGCGGUUCCUAAGCCACCGGUGCCUGAUGCCGUUCGCUCUCUGGGCUCCGAACACACAGCAGAGCGGAUCGGGGGGUGGGAGUGGGGGGGUCGAACUCGCUCCGUCAGCGUCUCCGAUCCAGCUCACUCGACUUUCCUUCGUCUGCACGGUACAUGUGUGGAGAGACCUCACGCUUCAGGACGCUGGAUCUUUCAUAGCGAAAUGCACCGGAGGGAGAAAUCAUGGCACCGUUUUUUUUUGUUUUUUUUUGCAUUAUCGCAGUUGUUGAUGUUUUAUAAAGCUGUUUGAUAAAUAUAUAUAUAUAUAUAUAUACACACAUUAUAUAUACACACACACAAACACAUGUGCAGUCUGACAGGCAGGUAUCUUCAUACCGCGACCGAGAGGACGAGGUGGUAACAGGUCUAAAUAUCCCACUGUUACACGACGUGCUGUUCAGCUCGCGAGCUCGUGAGGUUGGAGGAGGGAGGGGAGGGGAGGGGGCGAUACGACCGAAAUAUCGUUCAUCACGAUAAAAUAAAUACCGAUUCAUUUGUGGGAACAAAGUGCCAGAAAAUCAGUAGUGCCACAUUUAAACCCAGAGAUGUUUUUUUUUCUUCAUUCAACGAAGAAUCAAAGUUCUUGAAUGCUGUAUGGUCAAAAGUUUGUGGACACCUGACCACAAGACGUCCUUUUUGAACAUCUCAAUGUUCCACAUUUAGUCCCCGUUUAAUAUUCGAACGACCUCUGCGAAGAAGUUCUGCUCUUGUUUUCUACAAGCCCUUAGUGGAUAUUAAACAACUUUUUUUAAAACACACACAGAAGCAGGUUUGGGACGAGACGAUCUGUAGAGCUUUUUCCAGAAAAACGGAACGACUCGAGCAUUCAGAGUUUUUCGAGUGGAACGAAGGAACUUUGGUCAGGAGGGGAUCAGGGGUUGAAUGGGUAGGUGGUGGGUGGUUGGGGGUCGAGAUCAGAGGCAGCAGGUCAGCAGACAAACACCAGGCCAUCUAUUAUGAGGUGGUAUCACAAUGUUUUGAGACGACCAGUUUUGUAACACACCAACAGAUGGCAGCACAAGGCAGAGAGUUCACUAGAUUUUGGAAUGUGUUUGUUGAGAUUUGUGGCAGGUUCUGAUGAAGGUGUGAAAGCCUCAAGUGCAGUCAUUGAUCAAGAGGUUGAGGUCGGAGCUCUGUAGUAGGAGAUCUUUCACUCCUUACUGGAGCUUGCUGGAGCAGGUUUGGGUCUCCUAGUGCAGAUGAUUACAUCCAAAGACGUCCUAUAUGAUUGUGUGCCUCCAAAAUUGUGCGAACAGUACGGAAAAGAACCACAUGCAUCAGGAAAAGUCGGGUGUCCUAAUACUUUUGGCCAUAGUGUAUGUCAGACUGUCAGCGCUCAGAAAUCCUGGUCCCGUCUCCCACCGUGUAUCCAGGGCUUUAAAACUCUCCUCAGUAUCUCCUCACUUCCUCAGGCCUUGCAAGACGGUGAAGAUGCGAGAUGUUUUACUUCACGUCAGGACGGAAAACUCCGACUUAUGCUGCGUCAUUUUCUGUAUUGCUCGUGCCACGACUUCUGCUGUACGUGGUUUUUUUUUUGUUUUUUUUAUGUUCACCCGAAAACGUGUAAAUAAACGUGCACCGCUACACUACA